Messenger RNA from Conger conger (European conger), 873 nucleotides. RefSeq names its product aquaporin 12 (gene aqp12). Gene Ontology annotation, cellular component: membrane; cytoplasm. Lineage: Eukaryota; Metazoa; Chordata; Actinopteri; Anguilliformes; Congridae. The transcript is spliced from 3 exons. The record is from RefSeq and is a predicted model, not a curated record. Bases 1 to 873 code for a protein of 290 amino acids. Gene Ontology annotation, molecular function: channel activity. Gene Ontology annotation, biological process: transmembrane transport.
AUGUCUGGGCUCAACGUCUCCUUGGGUUACCUGUUGGGUGUGGUGGGGCUGGGGGUGGCCGGCAGGCUCCUGUCCCGGCGGCUGCCCCUGCAGAGCUUUUCGGCGGAGCUCCUGGCCUCCUUCACCCUGGUGGCCUGCUGGAUGGAGGUGCAGACGCUGAUGGAGGUCGGCCAGUGGGCCGGGGGGUUCGGGCCGGACGUGGCCUUCACCAUCCUCUUCCUCACCCUGCUGGUGCACGGCCUGAUCUCCCCGGGCGCCACGGGAAACCCCGCCGUGACCGCCACGAGCUUCCUGACGCGCGACUCCGCCGCGUCCGGCGCCGUUUCCGGGCUUGCCGGGCAGUUCCUGGGCGCGUUCCUGGCCCGCCUCCUCACCCUGUACUACUGGUCCCUGGAGCUGACGGACAUGCACAUGAUCAAGAACAUGAUGUCGCAGGAGUGCAGCCCUGCCCUGCGCUCGUCUGUGCCGCAGGGCGCGUUCACGGAGGGCGUGUGCGCCCUGAACUUCCACCUCCUGUACAUGAACGUGCGGCACCGCACUGCGCUGCUCAGGGUCCCGCUCGUGGCAGCCAUGCUGACGUUCUUCAAUUACGCAGCUAGUGGCGUUACCUCAGGCUUUUCAAACCCCUCGCUGGCUUACGCACUCACCUUCCAGUGCCCUGGGUUUACAAUGGUGGAGUACAUGACUGUGUACUGGCUGGGCCCACUAGUUGGAAUGAUCGUGGCUCUGUUCCUGUACCUGGGCAACAUCCCGCGACUUUUCACCCGUAACCUGCUGUACUCCCAAAAGACUCGUUUCAGAGUCCCCAAGGGGAAGGGCUCUCAGGACCAGGCUGAGGCACAGAAACCACAGGGGGAGAAGAAAGGGGACUGA